Loxodonta africana (African savanna elephant) is the source of this 2502-nucleotide messenger RNA. RefSeq names its product sialic acid-binding Ig-like lectin 6. Gene Ontology annotation, cellular component: plasma membrane. The record is from RefSeq and is a predicted model, not a curated record. The coding region runs from base 93 to 1442 and encodes 449 amino acids. The transcript has 8 exons. Gene Ontology annotation, biological process: cell adhesion. Gene Ontology annotation, molecular function: sialic acid binding. Lineage: Eukaryota; Metazoa; Chordata; Mammalia; Proboscidea; Elephantidae.
CUCCCCAGACUUCCUCUGCCUUCCUUUAUCUACAGCUUUCCUUUCACUUUCAGAAGGACUGGAAGGCGGACUGUCUUAGGCAGGGGCCAGAGAUGCUGCCACUGCUCCUACUGCUGCCCCUGCUAUGGAGAGGGUCCCUGACACAGAGUUGGAGAACCAAGAUGAAACCACAGAUAUCUGUUACAGUGCAGGAGGGUCUGUGUGUCUUUGUGCCCUGUAAAUUUCUCUACUCUAGGGGUUCCUUUGGAUACCUCCCUAUGUCUUGGUUCCAGUCAGGGGCGAAUAUACACCGUGAUCUUCCAGUGGCCACAAACCAACCAGGACAGAAGGUGCAGGAAAGGACCCAGGGCCGGUUCCUCCUCCUCAGGGAUUCCGGGGUCAACAACUGCUCCCUGAGCAUCAGAGAUGCCAACAUGGCGGACAAUGGGAUGUACUUCCUUCGAGUGGAAAGUUUCUUUCAGAGAUAUGAAGAUAAAACAUUCUUACUGAAGGUGACAGCCCUGACUCAGUUACCAAGCAUCCAGAUCCCAGGAAUUCUGGAGUCUGGCUGCCCCAGGAAUCUGACUUGCAGUGUACCCUGGGCCUGUGAGCAGGGGACGCCCCCCAUCUUCUCCUGGAACUCAGCCGCCCUAACUUCCUUGGGCCCCAAGACCCACCUCUCCUCAGUACUCACCCUCUCCCCAAGACCCCAGGACCAUGGAGCCAGCCUAACCUGUCAGGUGACCCUCCCUGCAGUUGGUGUGACUGUGAAGAGGACCAUCCACCUCAAUGUCUCCUAUGCUCCACAGAACAUGGUCAUCACAGUCUUCCAAGGAAACAGCACAGCCCUCAAAAUCCUUGGAAAUGCCUCAUCUCUUCCCAUCCUGGAGGGCCAGUCCCUGCAUCUGGUCUGUGUUGCUGACAGCAAUCCCCCUGCAGAGCUGAGAUGGUUCCGAGAGUCCCCAACCCUGAACACCUCCCUCAUCUCCAACACUGGAUACAUGGAGCUGCCUCAAGCAGGGACUGGAGAAGAAGGAGUGUUCACCUGCCAAGCUCAAAACCAGCUGGGCUCCCAGCAUGUUCUUCUGAAUGUCUCUGUUCACUGGAAACCAGAACCCAGGUCAUGUUCAGAAGCCCUGGGAGCUGCUGGAGGAGCUGGUGGCAUGGCCUUGCUUUGUCUCUGUCUUUUCCUUAUCUUCAGAGUGAAGACUCAGAGGAAGAAAGCAGCUAAGACAGUGGAAGCCAUGAAUGAUAUGAACCUGGUCUUGGGUUCAGGAUCUUGGGGACACCAGCACCAGUUCCAGGUAGGCAUCCCUUCAGACCAGAGAGACCCUGCUGGGGCUGGCCCUGUCUCAAGAGAGAAACAAGAGCUCCACUAUGCGUUUCUGGACUUUAAGAAGCUGAGGCUGCAGGAACAGGAGGAUAUCGACACUGAAUAUGCAGAGAUAAAGAUACACAAAUGAGAAAGUGCUCAAAGCCACAGCCUUGAGUGGAAAGUACAUGGUCUCUCUCAGGUUUUGAUUCUUUAAAACUGAAUGGGCUUCUUGGUGAUGGAUUAUAUGAACGCUCUGGCAUGUGUGGAUUUCUGUCCAAGAGACCUGAGUUCAAAUCCAUCUAUGUCACUUAUUGAGCAAGUCACAAUGUAUCUCUGUGCCUCACUUUACUUCCCUGUAAAGCAGGAAAAUAAGCUUUAUAUAACCAGGUUAUUUGGAGUCCCUGGAUGGAGCAAAUGAUUAAGUGUUUGAUUACUAACCAAAAGAUAGGUGAUUCAAAUCCACCCAGAGGCACCUUGGAAGAAAGCUCUGGCAAUCCACUUCCAAAAGUUCACAGCCUUGAAAACCCUAUGGGGUGGAGUUCUAUUCUGCACACUUGGUAUCACCAUGAGUUGGGAUUGGCUUGAUGGCAACAGGUAACCAGAUUACCAUGAAAGAGUACAUAUGAAACAGCUCAUGAAAGUCCUGAUACAGAGCAUGUGGUCAGUGAAUGCUAGCUGUUUAUUCCCUGAAUGAAAAAUUUAUGCUGACAAUUUUUCCUAAGCCUUGGAGGGGUAAAUCCCAGAGACCAUAGCACGAGCUGUCUGUGUCACUUCCAUCUCAAAACUCUUCCAUGACUCACCCAAAUUAAGUUCCUGUCCUUCAACUUUCUAUUCAAGACUACAUUAUCUUGUCCAUGCAGACCUUUCCAACCUCAUUUCUCACCAGUCACCUAUAUUUCAUGUUAAUUGCAGCAGUUUCCUUUUAGAUCUCCUAGCUUCUGUUCUUUCAGAAAAACUGAAGAGCACCAAUGAAAAACAAUGACUAAGGGAAAUUCUUAAGAUUAGCUGGGGGGAGGGGCAGAUUAUGUUGAAAAGACCACAGUUAGAUGGACAGCUAAUUUAUGAGUAGCAAUAUUGAAAGUCUGAAUACAAUAGAAAGUUAUCCUUAAUGUCCUGAGAGAAAUAAAUGUUAGUUUACAUAAUACUCAAUGCAAAUGUUUUAAGACUCAAGGUGAAAUAAAGAUAUUUAAAAAAAUAUAUAAAAACUA